This is a messenger RNA of Drosophila takahashii, 857 nucleotides long. RefSeq names its product noktochor (gene nkt). The record is from RefSeq and is a predicted model, not a curated record. Lineage: Eukaryota; Metazoa; Arthropoda; Insecta; Diptera; Drosophilidae.
AGGGGUGCUCCUAUGGCGAGCGAUAUCAGGCAGCGUGCAAAUAAAAUCAAGCCAGGGAAUUGAGUGAAAUAUGGAAAUGCGGCGAUGAGAAAGCCAACACAGAAUCAAAUGCCGCAAGCGGCGAGUUUCGAGAGCACACCAAACGGAUUAAGUCCGCCGGACAAUUGUGGCAAAUUAGAUGAGCUGAGAUGAGAUGAGCAGAGUGGUGCAGAGUCUGGCCGAGUGGAUCAGUCACCGAGCAAACGAGAUUCGCACAGCAACGCCGCCAGCAGCAGAAAAAAAGCGAUCGUGAUCUCCGCCAGCAAUAUAUCCCCACUAUCCGGAGAGUCAUGCAGGUCAAGUGCCUGAUCAUCUGCCUCGCUUUGGGGCUGCUCAUGCUGGCCACGCCCAUUUGCGAGGCGCGACGAGGGCGUGGCCGUGGACGGACCAAGUCCAGGGUGCAGAUCGGUCUGCCCAUUACCGGAAAAUAUCGAGAUCCGGAGUCUGAUCAGUACUACAACAAUAAUAAUGGCGCCAAAAUCCUGCAAGCCUCUCACUUUGAUCUUGAGUACGUUUUGGGCCACAAGAUCGCCUUUCUCUGCGUGGCCAAGGGAAAUCCCCGACCCCAUAUCACGUGGUACAAGGACGGGGCGGAGAUCUAUCAGCACCUCUAUAUGCACGUUCACGAGUGGCGAAUUGGCGACGACAAGGUCAAGUCGAAGAUCGAAAUCGAUCCGGCUACCCAAAUGGACGCCGGUCUUUACGAGUGCACUGCGGACAACAUGUACUCCAUCGAUCGGCGCAGUUUCAAGACAGAUUUCUCCAUUGCCUUCGACUGAUCGGAAGAAUCCCUUGUCAUCGUUUUUAUUUCAAAAUUU